AUGGCUGCUGCAGCAGUGUCAGCAUCGUCCACUUCUUCUCAGGGUGAAGCGAGCAGCGCUGAACAGAUGGGCACCAGUUCACCAGCACCUUCCCAGGUCGCCAGCCCAGUGCGACAGAGCCUGCUGCUGCGUGGAAGGAAGAGCGGCUACUCUUGCCCAGCAACAUCUCCGGAGGUGAAAGCUCAAACAACUGAAGAGAUGCGGACGCCUGAUCGCCGGAAAACUGCUGUGGGGGCGAAGGAAACGCCGAAGAAGCGUGCGGCCCCGAAGAAGCGAGAUGAUGCCGAGAACUUGUGCAGGAAAUUGUGCCGCGGCUGUCACAGCCUUGGCCAAGAAGGCAAUGGAGCAGACGCAUUGUGA
Molecule: messenger RNA, 360 nt
Organism: Symbiodinium necroappetens
Lineage: Eukaryota; Dinophyceae; Suessiales; Symbiodiniaceae
Source: the annotation of a GenBank genome assembly